Poeciliopsis prolifica (blackstripe livebearer) is the source of this 1796-nucleotide messenger RNA. RefSeq names its product cell growth regulator with ring finger domain 1 (gene cgrrf1). Lineage: Eukaryota; Metazoa; Chordata; Actinopteri; Cyprinodontiformes; Poeciliidae. Gene Ontology annotation, biological process: negative regulation of cell growth. The record is from RefSeq and is a predicted model, not a curated record. The transcript has 7 exons. The coding region runs from base 397 to 1479 and encodes 360 amino acids.
AUCAGAAAAAGGUUCAACCCAUUCACAACCCAAAAAACUUUUUGAGAAUCUUUCAUUCUUGAAAAAAGUGUAAGAAAUAAUAUGCACUCAUUUAAUGUAUUUUAAGAGCGCAAAUAACUCCACUCGGUGAAGAAAAAGGUCUCCUUUUUCCAAAAUUCACACAGAAUUUAUGCCUCAAACUCAUAGCGUGAGAAAUAAACUAUGGACAAAAUCUGAGAGUCCUGCAAUUUUCAAUACUGGAUAUCAACGACAACCGAGUCGUGUCACCAAAUGGAUGGAAAUUUGAAGAAUACUGGAGAAAUUAAAACCAACGGGUGAAAGAGAGGAAUAACUAAAACAAUACUUACUAUAGGGAUAUAUAACAGACAAGUGUGUGAUCAUCAGGCAGGAGAUUAAAUGAAGCGUAAUUCCACUCCACACCAGGUGGUGGAAGUAUGGAAUGGAAAUACUCUGUUUACUGACGAAUCCGAAAAGAAGGUCUCAUCAUGUCUACCUUCAAAUGUCAGACUCAGCUACUCCUAUCAGUUACAUGUAUUGCAUGAGAUGGCCACGCUUCUUCUCGUUACAUUGUAUGAAUACUCUCCACUCUUCUACAUUGCUGUGGUUUCUCUGUGUUUUCUCGUGACCGCUGCCAUCGUGCUGGGUUGGUUUGGCUUUGAUGUUCCAGUGUUUCUUCUGAGCCAUGAGGAUUCAGAGUCCACAGUGUCGACUCCUGAGAAACUAAUGGUUCAGGAGACCAAUCCGUUUUCUCUUGCACUGGGAUCUGGGCCAGCAUGUGUCAGUGAUGGUGUAUCACUGAAACCUUGCUGCUUGGAGCCUUGUGUACUGAGCUGUUUCUGGGGCUGUGAAGUCGGCGCUCUGCAGGAGGCGCUGCACACCCAUCAACAAAACCUAAGGUUCACAAGUCCUCAACACGUCCUUGAAGCGCUGCACCAUCGGUUCCACUACCAUCAAACAUUCUAUAUCUGCAGCAAGGACGAAAAGGAAUGUCACACCUGCAUCCCUGCUGACCAGAGGAUUCCAGAUUUUGGGCUGUUGCCAAGAAAACACUAUCCUCUCGUGGCUGUCCUGACUCUGGCAGAAACUGAGACCAGAAAUCUAUACAAUAUUGUGGCAAAUGUAAUCGUUAUUCACGUCCCUGAUGGGAAAUACAAUCUUUCUGCACGAAUUCUCUUCCAGUAUCUUCUUACCUCACAAGGUCACAUGCAUGAAUUAAAACCGCUCUUUAUGUCUGCUGAAGGUUCUGGGCAGCUGGCUGGAGGACAGAUGGACGGAAGUCCUGACCGAGGGGAGAGUGACUGGUCAGAGGAGACGGGUAGAAACUGUGUUGUAUGUCAGAAUGCAGCGGUCAACAGGGUGCUGCUGCCAUGCCGACACGCCUGCGUUUGUGACAGUUGCAUGUUGCAUUUUCAACACUGUCCAAUUUGCAGAGCCUUUGUCCUGGAAUCAUUUGCACUUAGACCAACAUUACAAAUAUAAUUUAUGUCAUAUGGACGAUGCACUACAAACAAGAUUGCUUAUCACCUUUAUAUGGCGUUAAAGAUCCUGUACUUGCAUGCAAACACACUGAGGUCUUUCAACUCAGCGUUGCUUCCAAGCUGCCUUUAUUUCCUCUUGUAUUAACACCUUCUAAUAAUCUGGUUUUAGAGAACCGAUGUCAAGAUGUCAGAUAUUAUCCAAGUUUUUUUUGUUGUUUGUUUUUGUGUCUAUCACUAAAUGAAACUCAUGUAUUAUUUAAUUUUAUUACAGAUAUAAAAUAUUACAGAAUAAAAUAUCUUAAGCCCUGUGCAAAUUAA